This is a messenger RNA of Taeniopygia guttata (zebra finch), 4492 nucleotides long. The record is from RefSeq and is a predicted model, not a curated record. Lineage: Eukaryota; Metazoa; Chordata; Aves; Passeriformes; Estrildidae.
CGGCCGAACGGCCUCGGCUGCUCUGGGGCUGCGGGCUGGGAGGGGACCGGGGCGGCCUCCGGGCUUUCCCCGCCCGCGGGGCAUCCCACGGGAACGGGCGGUAUCGGCGUGGAACGCCGGGAUGGUUCCUCGUCCGACGCAAUCGCAGCGCUCCUCGGGCAGCGGGGGUGCGGCUGUAAAGCGGUUUGGGUGCGGGGCUCGCACGGGUGCUGGAGGGAAAGGAAAGUGAAGGCACCGCUGGGCUGUUGCUUUAGAUGCUGGCUCGGGAGGUGCCGGUGUUUCCUUCGGCUCAGAGCUCGAUAAAAGCUCUGAUAAAAGACCUUUGCAGAGCUGCCGUGCCGACGUGUGACUGACGGAGGGAGCUGACACUGAUAUUUGGAAUUUCUGUGGGAGGGCAGUGCAGGGAAUCGUAAAUUCUGCUGCACACUCCUCCCCGUAUUUGAGUCUAAAAGGAAGCAGCGAAUCUUCCAGUUCAGCUUUAAGAAGUAGUGUGGGGAAAGCUGCAGUGUGAGUGAAAUGUGUAGGGCAUGCAGUGUCUGUGAGUCUGGAGAACUUUAAUGUGGAUAUGCCAGCACAAAGCCUUCCAAUCUGUCGAUAUAUUGCAAUGCAUAUUUUUUUUAAAUAUACUGGCAUUAACUUGGAGUGAGGAGUAAGGUUGGGAUAGAUGAUUAAUGUGGGGAAGAAAUACCCUAUUACAAUGUGACUGAUUUUGUGUGGUUUGGUUGGGGUUUUUUAUUUAUUUGGGGAAUUUUUGUUGGCCUUUUUUUUUCAGUGUGGUUGUGGGUGUUUUUUUCGGACUUUUUUUUUGCGGUUAGAGUAUAUUGCAGUGACGGUGAUAUUUCGCUAGUUCUCUUGCUUUUAGACAAAGUCAUUCUGCUGGCUUCUCCCAGCCUGACUGGCAGGUUUAAAACCCAGCGUGCACAUGCAGAAGCAAGCUGCAGGUCUUGAAUUUCUGCAGACUUCCAGAAGGCUGGGGAGUAUGGAAAGCCUCUGUGCAGCAAACAGCACUUUUGCUGUGGACCUCUUAAGAAAGCUGUGUUGUGAGAAGAAAAGUGGGCAGAAUGUGUUCUUUUCACCAUUUAGUAUUUCUUCUGCUUUGGCUAUGGUUUUGCUGGGUUCCAGAGGUAGCACUGAAGCCCAAAUAAGCAAGGUGCUUUCUCUGAACAAUGCCCAGGAUGCUCACAAUGGGUAUCAAUCCCUCCUCUCUGAAAUUAAUGAUCCCAACACCAAAUACAUCCUGAGAACUGCGAACUGGCUCUAUGGAGAAAAGACCUUUGAGUUUCUUCCAUCUUUUAUAGAGUCCAGUCAGAAAUCCUACCAUGCUGGCCUGGAAGAGAUGGACUUUCUGCAUGCUUGGGAGGAUUCCAGGAAGCAAAUCAAUGGCUGGGUAGAGGAAAGGACUGAGGGUAAAAUUCAGAACCUGUUGGCAGAGGGGAUUCUGAAUUCUCUGACCAGGCUUGUGUUGGUGAAUGCCAUCUAUUUCAAAGGCAACUGGGAAAAGGCGUUCAGGAAAGAGAGUACCCGAGAAUGCCAAUUCCAAAUUAAUAAGAAUGAGACCAGGCCUGUGCAGAUGAUGUUCAAGGAGGCAAAUUUUAACAUGACCUACAUUGGAGACUUUCAGACCAAAAUCCUUGAGCUCCCAUAUGUGGGUAAUGAACUGAGCAUGAUCAUCCUGCUCCCCGAUGCAAUCCAGGAUGGAUCCACAGGCUUGGAAAGACUGGAAAGAGAACUUACAUAUGAGAACUUGAUGGAUUUGAUCAGUCCUAAAAUGAUGAGGUCUAGAAAAGUGAGGGUGUCUUUACCCAGAUUUAAACUGGAAGAAGAUUAUUAUCUGAAACCUAUUUUAAGAAGCAUGGGAAUGCCUGAUGCAUUUGAGUUGGGCAAGGCAGACUUUUCAGGAAUCUCACCUGGCGAUAACCAGCUGGUGCUGUCUGAAGUGGUUCACAAAGCCUUUGUGGAAGUCAAUGAAGAAGGCACUGAAGCAGCUGCUGCUACAGCUGUAGUGAAGAUGGCUCUUUGUGCAAGUAUAGUUCCAAAAUUCAUUGCUGAUCAUCCCUUCCUCUUCUUCAUCCGGCACAACAAAACUUCCAGCAUUUUGUUCUGUGGCAGAUUUUGCUGUCCACACCUGCCGCCCCGCCCCGCCCCGCCCUGUCUCCCCGCCCCAGCCCCAGCCCCAGCAGGGUCCCCGCGGGUGACACCGCGGUGUCACUGCGCCGCUCGCCUCCUGCCGCUCCAUCCCCUCCCAGCCCGCUCGGCGCUGCCCGCAGCUAUAACCAUGGAGAGCCUGUCCAAUGCCAACAGUAGAUUUGCAAUUGAUCUGCUCAGAAGGUUUAGUGAAGCCAACCCAACAGGAAAUGUCUUCUUUUCUCCUGUCAGUAUCUCUGCUGCUCUGGCCAUGGUCCUUUUGGGGGCCAAAGGUAAUACUGAAGCCCAGGUGCUGAAGACGCUUCAUCUUGACAAAGUUGAAGAUGUUCAUUCAAGAUUCCAGGCUCUGACAACAGAUAUAAACAGAAGCGAUGCUCCCUAUCUCUUGCGGCUGGCCAGUCGGCUCUUUGGAGAGAAGUCCUACAGCUUUCUGCAGGAUUUCCUGACUAAUACACGGAAAUUAUAUGGAGCUGACUUGGCUACAGUUGAUUUUCUUCAGGCUUGUGAUAAAGCUAGGAAAGAAAUUAACCAGUGGGUCGAGGAGAAAACUGAAGGCAAAAUCCCUGAUCUGCUGUCUGAAGGUUCAGUUGAUAGCAUGACCAAGCUGGUAUUGGUGAAUGCUAUUUAUUUCAAAGCGAACUGGGCAGAGAAAUUUCAAGAAGCUGACACCACUGAUGCACCAUUUCGCUUAAAUAAGAAUGAAAAAAGGACAGUAAAAAUGAUGUAUCAGAAAAAGAAAUUUAAUUUUGGAUAUAUCCCUGAAGAGAAGAUCCGUGUUUUAGAGCUGCCUUACGAUGGAAGAGAACUUAGUAUGAUCAUCCUGUUACCUGAUGACACUGAAGAGGACUCCACUGGACUGCAAAAGAUGGAAAAGCAACUUACCUUAGAGAAGCUCCAGGAAUGGACACGGUCUGAGCAUCUGUAUUCCGCUGACGUUCACGUGCGUUUGCCAAAGUUUAAGCUGGAGGAAUGCUAUGACCUUAAAUCAGAUUUAGCCACUAUGGGCUUGCUGGAUGUGUUUGACAGUGGCAAGGCUGACCUGUCGGGAAUGUCAGGGGCACAUGACCUCUUCCUCUCUGCAGUUGUCCACAAGGCUUUUGUGGAAGUGAAUGAGGAAGGCACGGAAGCUGCAGCUGCCACUGCUGGCAUUGCUCUGCUUUGCAUGGCCAUAGAAGAGGAUUUCAACGCUGACCAUCCUUUCCUUUUCUUUAUUCGCCACAACCCAACACAAAGCAUACUUUUCUUGGGCAGAUUUGCUUCCCCAUAAAAGAAAACUUACCAUUUGCAGCAGUUCCUGUUGUUGUUAAUGAAAGCUUUGUUCCUGAAGAAGUUAAUCCUCCUGUUGUGAGUUCCUAGUAAUUUGACUGAGAUUCUGCCUUUCCAUUAAAACAACCCCAGAGAAAACAAGGGAGUAAUUUAUUUUUCUUUCUUGAGAUUGACAUCACCUUUAAUUGAACAAGGAAAAUCUUGGAGUAGAAAUAAAUUUUCUUGGAAGAAAUGCAUAUCUCUUAAAGCAUAGUAUCAGCCUCUAUGCAUCCUCACAUUUUCUGUGUUCACAGUUCUCCACUGCGAUAAUCAAUCACUCCUUAAUAAUUCAGUCACUCCUUAUGCAUAAAUACUAGGUUGCACUUGCAAAGCUAUCCCUUCCCUAAAAUACUGCUUUACAAAAUAGUGUAAUAAAAUCGUUCUAGGGACUAGAAGGCAUGUUUCAAACAGCUGGGUAUACCCAGUUCUGUCAUGAAAUAGAAGGUCAGAUAACAUUUGUUUAGAGACGUCUAUUUAUAGGGAAAGGAUUAAGCUAUUUAAACAAAAGUAACCCCUUGAAGCUAGUAGCCAGAAAAAUUGCAACACAGCUUUUGAAUGAGAAAGAAAAAAUGAGUAAGACUUUAGGUGAUGUGUUUAAAGAGGAUUUUUAAAAUUUACAAUAAAUGUUAAAAUGUUUAAAGGAUUAGACGUUUUAGGUGCCUUUUUGAAAGUUCAGAAGCCUCCAGUGUUAGAUGCUGGCCAAUAUUUCUGUCAUUCCUGAAAGAUACUUUGGCUUCCUAGAGGAGGAUCUGCAAAAAAUACCUGAUGUUCCUCUUUAUGUACAAGGAUUCUACAUUUACUGAGCUGACUUUCACUACCUCUUUAUGCACAAACCUCUGGUAGUGUACCACAGCCUUGUUCCUGGUUGCCAGUGUAAUUACACACUGUCAUGUUCUGUGUUUAUUUUUGGAGGUUAUUUACUUGUAUCUUGGGUACUGUAACCUGUACAACCUUAGCUCUGAAUGGGGCACAAUAGUUUAUAUAAUUGCAAACUGCAUUUGAAUCUUGUCUUUAAGCAACAAAUAAAAGUCUUUUACUUAAA